AAGAUCAUGAGUUUUCCCCUGUUUUCGAUGACAAAUACAAUUAGAUUACUCAUAUGUGAGAAGCGAAGCUUAAGCCUUAAGCCAAGGGUGCAAGAGAUGUCGUGAGUUGUAUGGUUCCACUAUUUUUUUUUCCUAUUAACAAAUUAAGAUGUAUAUUUACGUUUUUUAUUUUUUAUUUUUAUGGAAAAAAGAUACCACGCACCAAUCCAAACAGCAAAUGGUGUGGUAAAUUUUUUUUUCUGGAUUAUCUUAUCUUCUUAAAUAAUAAAUAAAUUUUAAUUUUGCACGCAUCAUUGAUGGGCCGAACACAAAUGUGAUAAAUGGCUUAGUUGUAGGGAUCUAGAUCCAAUUUUGAUAUUUUGGGGGUCUGUAUAAAUAAAUAGUUCUAAUGCUAGGUGAACGAAAGCAGUUUUUACAAGGAUUACUAUUAGAAAGGGAAGAGGCCUGUGGGUGUGGCUCGACUAUAUAUACACAACUACAACACACCACAAACUCAAACUCAAACCUCUCUUCAACUCUCAUACUAAAGAAAUGGCAUUGGCACCCAAGAUUGACGUGAAAAGUUUGGACGAAAAGUUAGAGAAUCUCUACCGACUGUACUCUAUCAAGAAGAAGAAAGAGUUGCAUGACGAAGAAAGCAACCAAGUCAUCAACAUGAGAGCCAUGGCGGCCAAAGAAGCUCCUCAAGAAGAAUGGCAAAUGAUCAUUCGAGAGAAACUUGUCGUGAAACAAGUUUUUGCCCGUGGAGGCUUCGGGUCUGUGCAUAAAGGCAUCUAUGAUGGACAAGAAGUUGCAGUCAAAGUGAUGGAGUGGGGAGAAGACGGCCGAACAAAAUCUGAAAUAGCUUCUUUGAAGAAAGAUUUUAGGCAGGAGGUUUCUAUUUGGCAUAAGCUUGAUCAUCCUAACAUUACUAAGUAUAUUGGAGCCACAACGGAUAUCGACUCUGCCUCUGUUAUUACUGAGUAUCUUCCUGGAGGAACCCUAAAAGCCUUCCUCAUCCAACACCGGAAAAAAAAGUUGCCUCUCAAGACAGUUAACCGACUGGCCGUUGAUCUUGCUAAAGGAUUGAGUUUUUUGCACUCCAAGAACAUUGUUCAUAGAGACGUGAAAACGGAAAAUGUGCUUCUUGAUAAGGAUGGUAGGGUGAAGAUAGCAGACUUUGGAGUUGCUCGUCUGGAGGCUUCAAAUUUAGCAGAGAUGACAGGCUACACGGGAACCCCCGGAUACAUGGCCCCUGAGGUCCUGGAAUGUAAACCCUACAACAGGAAAUGCGACGUUUAUAGCUUCGGGAUUUGCUUGUGGGAGAUGUAUUGCUGCGAUAUGCCCUACCCUAACAUCACGUUCUCCGAAUUGACUUCGGCUGUUGUUUAUAAAAAUUUGAGGCCAGAGAUACCCAAGCAAUGCCCAAGCUCUCUAGCCAAAGUGAUGAAACAGUGCUGGGAUGGAGAACCCAAGAGAAGGCCAGAAAUGGAGGAGGUUGUUUCCAUGCUAGAGGCAAUUAACACGUCAAACAGUGCUCCUUCGGGUUGCUUCAGCUUCUUCGGCUCAAGACGCUAA
Prunus persica (peach) is the source of this 1557-nucleotide messenger RNA. Its product is annotated as serine/threonine-protein kinase STY8. Gene Ontology annotation, biological process: protein phosphorylation. Bases 532 to 1557 code for a protein of 341 amino acids. Gene Ontology annotation, cellular component: plasma membrane. Gene Ontology annotation, molecular function: protein kinase activity; ATP binding. Lineage: Eukaryota; Viridiplantae; Streptophyta; Magnoliopsida; Rosales; Rosaceae. The record is from RefSeq and is a predicted model, not a curated record. The transcript has 6 exons.